Molecule: messenger RNA, 1494 nt
Organism: Manihot esculenta (cassava)
Lineage: Eukaryota; Viridiplantae; Streptophyta; Magnoliopsida; Malpighiales; Euphorbiaceae
Product: F-box protein At3g62230
Exons: 3
Coding region: 1-1494 (497 amino acids)
Molecular function (GO): protein binding
Source: RefSeq, a predicted model, not a curated record
AUGCAACUGCUCUCUGAUAUACGUUUCACAUUUACCAAUAUAAAAAACCUACUGCGUCUUCUUCUUUUUCGUAACCCAGACAAGUCCUGCAAAAUCAUGGAAAACAAUAACCUAGAUUUGUUCUCAACGCUCACUAGCUCUCUUCUUGUGCCUAUCGUCAGUUAUUUGCCUUUCAAAGAAGCUGUAAGGACAAGCAUCCUGUCUAAGGAGUGGCGCAACAUUUGGCGUGAGACGAAAAACAUAGAGUUUCAUGAGAAAUUCUUUGUUGAUCUUCAAGAAACAGAAGAGAAGCAGAGGAUACAAAGGAGUUCCUUCUUUGAUUUCGCCAGGAACUUUGUUGCAGGCUACCCACAAGGAGAUAUUCGGAAAUUUGCAAUGACUUGUUCAAAACCAGAGAGUUUCCUCACAGACAUUCAAAGCUUUAUCAUUUUCGCCGUCUCAAGAAAUGUGAGGGAGUUAGAACUCAACUUCUGGGAUCCUAGAUGGAAUGAAGAAGAUGAUGAUGAGAACCAUCCAGCAGUAGUUGAAUUGCCUUACCAGGUUUAUCUAAAUGAGGGUCUUGAAUCACUGAAAUUGUUUUCCUGCAAUUUUGAUGUGUCUAGGUUAAGUAAUUUUAAGAUCCUGAAGGAGGUUGCUUUUGGGUGGAUAGAGAUGCGUAUGGUUUCCAUCAAGUUUUUGUUGGUGUGCUGUCCAUUGAUAGAAACUUUGAGCUUAAAGAAGUGUUGGAACAUCGAUCACUUAGAGAUCUGUUUACCAGAUUUGAGGCUAAAGAAUUUGGUUCUUGAUAAGUGCAAUUUUGUUGAUGAUUUCUUCUGGAUCGAGGGACCUAUGUUGCGGUUCUUGAAGUACUCGGGCAAAGUUGGUCACUUUCACAUGUAUAAUCAACGUCAAAUGGUAGAGGCUGAUCUUGAUUUUGGAAUGGAGCCUGAAUUUUUUGAAGUUGGUACUCUUCUUUAUGAUUUCCUGCAAGAGUUUUAUGCUGUUAAAGUUUUGACCGUGUGCAGUGUCCUUCUUCAGCUUAUUCCCCAAGGAGAAGAACCAGUUAGUUUGAAAUCUCCGCUAAAUGUCCGCCAUCUGAUCUUGAAAACUGCAAUGCACGCCUUUGAAUUUUAUGGGAUUAAUUUCAUGAUCAGAAGUUGUCCAAAGCUUAAGAUCCUCACUCUUGACAUAGGCCCUGCAAAAAUUUUCCCUGAUUAUGAACCUGGCUUUGAAUUAAAUCCACAACAAUUUUGGUCAAACAACUUAUGGCCCGUUCCACGGUGCAUCCAUAGAAGCCUGGAGGUUGUCAACGUUAAAGGGUUCAAAGGCACCGUGAGUGAACUGCAAGUCCUCGAGUACAUAAUCAACCGCGGGCCAAAACUAAGGAAACUGAAUCUUUUUCUCUCCGACGAAGAGGACGAAAAUGGACAAAACAGGAAGAGCUAUAUGGCAAGGGUUCACUAUAUUACGCAGUUUAGGACCCCCUCACUGAACCUGCGAGUGUUCGUCUUCUGA